Messenger RNA from Amborella trichopoda, 833 nucleotides. Its product is annotated as major pollen allergen Ole e 10. NCBI's taxonomy places the organism in Eukaryota, Viridiplantae, Streptophyta, Magnoliopsida, Amborellales, Amborellaceae. The record is from RefSeq and is a predicted model, not a curated record.
GAGAGAGGGGAAAGACGAGUUUUAGAGAGAGUGAGAGGGAGAGAAAAGCCCGCUGCAGUCUACGUCAGUGCCAAUGCGUAAACAGAUUUCAGGUUCUUUUUGUGGUUGGAUUAUUGACUGAUCUCUGCAAACGCGGUUUCUCUCUCUAAAACAGGGACCCAACUAACAGCAAACCUGUGCUCCCCCCUUCCUCUUCUCUAUCUCUCUGCAAUGAACCUCAAACUUUGGGUGCUCAAGUGUUUUCUAAUGGCAGAAUGCUAUAUGGUUUGGGCAGGAGCCCAAGUGAAAGAAGAAUCAACAAUCCCCAUCCCCACAUACUCUCCACCAGAAGGCAACACCACGUUCUUGGAUGGAACAUCAUGGUGCGUGGCUUUAGCAGGGGCCAAACAAGAUGAUCUCCAAAAUGCCUUGGAUUGGGCUUGUGGGCUAGGCAUGGCUGAUUGCUCUCCCAUUCAGCCUGGUGAAAUUUGCUUUGAGCCUGACAACCUUGUGUCCCAUGCCUCCUAUGCAUUCAAUAACUACUAUCAACAAAAUGGAAAUGCCCCAAUUGCUUGUAACUUUGGAGGAACUGCAGGGAUCAUAUCUAGAGAUCCAAGUUAUGGAUCUUGUACCUACCAGAGUUCAGGGAAGAGUCUCUCCUCUUCUCCCCCACCAUUGUCACGCCUAUGCUCUGUUUCAUGGAGAUAUGCAGGCACUUUCCUCCUUUUGUACAUCAUAAUUUUUAUUAGGUAUUGAGGACAUUGCAAUGUGGUAGCUCAAUUUUGUGAAUUAAGAGCUCUAGCAAAUAGCUAUUUAUUACCAUAUUAUUAUGUAUGUCUUAUUAAUUGUCUUUA